This is a messenger RNA of Dalotia coriaria, 1983 nucleotides long. Its product is annotated as cytosolic carboxypeptidase 6. The coding region runs from base 157 to 1887 and encodes 576 amino acids. Gene Ontology annotation, biological process: proteolysis; protein side chain deglutamylation. NCBI's taxonomy places the organism in Eukaryota, Metazoa, Arthropoda, Insecta, Coleoptera, Staphylinidae. The record is from RefSeq and is a predicted model, not a curated record. Gene Ontology annotation, molecular function: zinc ion binding; metallocarboxypeptidase activity. The transcript is spliced from 7 exons.
CUCUGAUUGAUAACUUUGAUACUUAAAAUAGGAUUGCAUGCUGACACCUUGAGGAAGACUUAUCACUCAGGAAUCAGUUGAGCAACACCCACUUUUAAGGUUUCUAGUGCACCCUUUUUGCAUGAUGCACAUUCCUUUUUCCCACGUGCUCCGAAAAUGUUCAAUUUUGAUUCGUUGCAACAUACGAGUAUUUAUCAGCAAGCUAUUGAUGAUAGUGAUGAUAGUGAUGGAGAAGGUGGAAUGGGUAAUGUCAACCGGCUGAUUAUGCGCCCCGCGGGGCAUUCUGGUAAAGCCAAGCGUGGUCACCUCUGCUUUGACGCUUCCUUUGAGACCGGAAAUCUGGGCCGAGUUGACCUCGUCAAUGACUACGAGUAUGACCUCUAUGUACGGCCGGAUACUUGUUGUCCCAAAUUGCGGUUUUGGUUUAAUUUUACCGUGGAUAACGUUAGACUUCAACAGAGAGUGGUUUUUAACAUUGUAAACUUCAGUAAAGCGCGUAAUUUAUUCAACGGGGAUGGUUUAAUGGUACCCAUUGUAAGAUCUACGAGUAGAUCAAAAUGGCAGCGUAUUCCUAAACGUAUGGUGUUUUAUCAACGUUCGGUAGCGCAUAAAAAUCAAUACGUUUUGAGUUUUGCGUUUGUUUUUGAUAAAGAGGAUGAGAUUUAUCAUUUUGCGUUGACUUAUCCUUAUGGGUACAAUAGAGCCCAAGCGUUUUUGGGCCAACUAGAGACUAAAUGCGCUGAUUUAGGAGAAGGUUUCAAAAGGGAGUGUAUUGGUAACACAAUUCAAAAAAGACCUGUGGAUCUACUAACAAUUGGUAACAAUUCACCUAUCACUGGGACCAAACGUAGAAUAGUUGUUAUCAUCGCAAGGACGCAUCCUGGGCAAGCUCCAACUAGUUUUGUAUGUCAAGGAAUGAUUGAACUCUUAAUCAGCGCACAUUCUAUUGCUACUAAACUACGUGAACAUAUUUUAUUCAAAAUAAUCCCUAUGUUAAACCCUGAUGGUGUAUUUGUUGGUAACUAUCGCAGUACGAUUAUCGGCGCUGACUUAAAUCGCAUGUGGCAUCGUGCAUCGCCAUUUGCGCAUCCUGCUUUAACAGCAAUCAUUGCACAUUUGACAGAGUAUGAAAAAAACAAAGACUAUCAAAUUGAUUUUGUAAUUGAUAUCCACGCACAUGCAAGCCUCCUGGGUAGUUUCAUCUACGGGAAUAGUUACGAUGAUGUAUACAGGAAUGAAAGGCAUAUAUUGUUUCCGAAGUUGUUGGGAAACAUGGCGGACGAUUUCGAUCCAAGAUCAUGCAUGUAUAACUCAUGUCCGUCAAAAGCUGGUACUGCACGACGCUACUUUUGUACAGCGUUCAAUGAUAAACUAAACGCAUACUCGUAUGAAGUAUCUAUGUUUGGGUACAAAUUAAAGUCAUCCGAUGCUGUUAUACCCUACACAGAAGAGAGUUAUAAAAGGUGUGGAAGAAACCUGCUUAAAGCACUUCUGGAGUAUUAUCGUGUCACAGAGGUGAUUCCGCUGAGUUUGACACAAGAUGUCAAAGAGAAAAGUACUCGCCGCGUGAAGAAAUCACGAAAAACACGACCGUGUAACAUUUCAUCGAGUAGAAGUCACACACAACGUGUUGCUGCGCCUGUGCAUUACAAAGAAAUUAAUAUGUAUUACGAUAGUGAGAGUUCUCCGGAACGCGAGGAUGAUCGCCCACUGUUCAGGAGUAAAUUCGGCAAGAAAACGCGUAAAAAUACUUCUAGUGGAAAAAAUAAAACAGAAAAUGUUUCCCGAAGUUCUUCGCCGGUUCUAAUGGUGAUGCCGCCUACAAAUGAGCCGUGUUUGACCAUAAUUGACUUUAACAUCAUCACAGAGAACGAACUCAAGAUGUAAGUGGUACAGUUUUGCUUUAAUAUUAUUGUACAACCAUACAAUCAUCAGUUAUAACAUCGUAAUAAGUAAAUCAAUAGAAAUGAAAUGUCAACUGUU